Erpetoichthys calabaricus (reedfish) is the source of this 3056-nucleotide messenger RNA. It is a transcript of the gene slc17a8, whose product is annotated as solute carrier family 17 member 8. Gene Ontology annotation, biological process: neurotransmitter loading into synaptic vesicle; monoatomic anion transport; transmembrane transport. Gene Ontology annotation, molecular function: L-glutamate transmembrane transporter activity; neurotransmitter transmembrane transporter activity. The transcript has 12 exons. Bases 452 to 2230 code for a protein of 592 amino acids. Gene Ontology annotation, cellular component: synaptic vesicle membrane; excitatory synapse. Lineage: Eukaryota; Metazoa; Chordata; Cladistia; Polypteriformes; Polypteridae. The record is from RefSeq and is a predicted model, not a curated record.
UCCUGGUUCUGCUGCCACAUCCAUAUGAGAGUUUUGGAAAAAUCAGUCUUCCAUAGACGGCUAUGGCAUCUCUGUAACAGCUGGGAUUUCACCAUUUUACAGUGGAGCAGUGACAAUGUUUGUUCAGUGCUUUCUUUCUCAUCAUAUGAACAGUUACUGCUGAAAACUGUGUUCAUCACACGGCUUGAUGCAGGACCUUAAGCAGAGGAUGGAAUAAUGAGCUUUGGAUUAUUUCUACUGACUUAAACCUUAAAAUUCUUUAGAGUAUUGCAUCCUCUUGAACUUACCAUAGCAACUGGUUAUAGCCUCACCGAACACAAAAGAACAAGGAGCAAGAGCUAGCAGACAAAAGGUGGCACAUCAACGGCAGGAGAAACUUGAAAAAAAUGAGCAAGGUGUAGGGACCAGGAGCAAGCAAGAGAGACCGUGACAAGACUGACACAAAUUCAGCAUGCCGUUUGGAGGAUUCAGUGGUCUGAAGGAGAAGGUGUUCAAGCCUGGAAAAGAAGGGGUUAAGAAUACCGUGGGGGACUCCCUGGGACAUCUCCAAAAGACUAUUGAUGGCUCCAAUGUAGAGGAAGAUCACAUUGAACUGACAGAAGAUGGCAGGCCUGUGGAGACUCCAGUCCAGACUCCUCCCCUGUGUGACUGUUACUGUUGCGGGCUGCCCAAGCGAUACCUCAUUGCCGUAAUGAGUGGUCUGGGCUUCUGUAUUUCAUUCGGCAUCCGGUGUAACCUGGGCGUGGCUAUAGUGGAGAUGGUCAAUAACAACACUGUUUAUAUCAAUGGAACAGAAGUGAUGAGGCCUGCACAGUUUAACUGGGAUCCAGAAACAGUGGGUCUGAUUCAUGGCUCUUUUUUCUGGGGCUAUAUUGUGACACAGAUCCCGGGAGGCUUCAUUUCUAACAAAUUGGCUGCUAAUAGGGUAUUUGGAGCUGCCAUUUUUUUGACCUCAAUGCUUAAUAUGCUUAUUCCGUCUGCAGCAAGAGUUCAUUAUGGCUGCGUUAUGUUAGUGAGAAUACUCCAAGGCCUUGUAGAGGGAGUUACCUACCCAGCAUGCCAUGGAAUGUGGAGCAAAUGGGCACCCCCUCUGGAACGCAGCAGGCUGGUAACCACUUCUUUCUGUGGGUCUUAUGCAGGGGCUGUGAUAGCCAUGCCAUUAGCAGGAAUACUAGUGCAAUACAUUGGAUGGAGUUCUGUUUUUUAUGUCUAUGGUGGUUUUGGCAUGAUUUGGUACAUAUUUUGGCUACUGCAUGCAUAUAAAAGUCCAGCGGUACAUCCAACCAUAACAGAAGAAGAAAGGACGUACAUUGAGACCAGUAUAGGUGAAAAUGCCAACUUACUGAAUGCUACAGAGAAAUUCAAGACACCUUGGAAGCGGUUCUUUACAUCAAUGCCUGUAUAUGCGAUUAUUGUGGCAAACUUUUGCAGAAGUUGGACGUUCUAUCUCCUGUUGAUAAGUCAACCAGCAUAUUUUGAAGAAGUUUUUGGGUUUGCAAUUAGUAAGGUUGGAAUUCUUUCUGCUGUUCCCCAUAUGGUGAUGACAAUCAUUGUCCCUAUUGGGGGUCAGCUAGCAGAUUACUUAAGGAGUCGAAAGAUUCUAUCCACUACAACAGUUCGAAAAAUCAUGAACUGUGGAGGUUUUGGAAUGGAAGCUACUUUACUUCUUGUGGUUGGCUAUUCUCAUACAAGAGCAGUUGCUAUUUCUUUCUUAAUUCUUGCUGUUGGCUUCAGUGGAUUUGCAAUUUCAGGAUUUAAUGUAAAUCACUUGGACAUUGCUCCUCGAUACGCCAGUAUACUGAUGGGCAUCUCCAAUGGUGUUGGAACUUUAUCAGGAAUGGUCUGUCCUCUGAUAGUUGGUGCUAUGACCAAGCACAAGACCCGUGAAGAAUGGCAGCAUGUCUUUGUAAUUGCUUCUGCUGUGCACUACACUGGUGUGGUCUUCUAUGCUAUAUUCGCCUCAGGAGAGAAACAAGACUGGGCCGACCCAGAAGACACCAGUGAAGACAAAGCUGGAAUCAUUGAUCAAGAUGAACUGGCUGAGGAAACUGAGCUUAAUAAUGAAAGUUUUGCCAGCCCAAAGAAAAAGAUGUCCUAUGGGGCUACAACCCACAACCAAAGCAGCCGCAAGCAAAACUGGAAGAAGAAGAAAGGGGUCACUGUGGACCAAACAGACGAGGAGCAGGCCCCUUAUUACUAUGACAAUGGCAGCUAUCAGGAUACAUCAUAAUGAUGCAGAAGCACUUACCCUUGAAAGGGGAUCUCAUGUGUUAGAGGGUCCAUGAAUAUUGCGAAUGUGGGGAACAAGCGGGACCAUUCUAGUGCAUAAUGAGCCAUCAGCUCUUAGCUUUUCUAAAGAAAAUAUUCUGAAGAAGGAUAUUCUAUUUAUUAUUUAUGAAUGUUCUUGAUAAAAAAAAUCUUAAGGGACCAUUUACAAAUAUAUUUACUAUAGUCUCCUUUAUUUUACUCCUGUUGCAUUGUAAUCGGUGCUAUACAUCUUUUCUAACAUAAAAUAAAAAGCCAAGGGAAAAUGAAACCACGAAAACUGUUAAAUAAUAAUUUUAAACAAAAGCAACCUCAUGUUCCUUUCAAUACAGCAGGGAAGGUGAUGUUUUAAGUAGCGUAAGAUUAGGAUUUGUUAUUCUUUUUCUCUUAACUAAACUUUACUUUUGUGAUGUGAAAUUUGAAGAUCUAUCUGAAGUAAUUAGCUAUGAUAAAAUAGCAAAACAUUUUUACAAAUUCUCAAUUUUUAUAGAUGACUUGAAAGAGUUAUAAGGAGUAUCUGCAGUGUGUUAGCGCCGCAUAAAAUGCUGGCAGAAGCCUUUUCACCAUCCAAUGGUAGAAUCUACAACUGUAAUGAAGGGAGCUCACGUUACACGUUGGGUAGCGCUGCAGUUUUACCAACCUACCUAAUUUUUGCUUUUAAGAUUAUUUUUAUCUGAGGCAGGCACUUUAUAAUUUACUAGGAAGAAAUGCACUUUGGUGUGUUGAGGUAAAACUGGUAAUGUUUUUUGUGAUUUUAAUUUUAAAUAAAAGCUUAUCUGUUCACGUUUCAA